GGAAACAGCUGCUCCCGCUGCCCUGACCCCGCCAGCUGUGGGCGUCGGCGUCCAGAGGGGGCCGGCCCAGCUGCGGCUGCGGCGCAUUGGCCCCGAGGAUCUGGCGCAGAAGCUCCUUCCUUCCCCAGCCCCGCGCCGGGGGGAGGCCAGAGGGCCGCCCGGCCCCAGGACCGCGGGCACUGCGGCUCCCGGUGGCACGGAACCUGGGCAGGGCCCAUGAGCCAGGGAGCCGUCCGCGCCCAGCUGUGUCCAGGGAGGGCCUCGCCCGGGCCGAGGGGCCUGAGGGGAGCCGCGGGCGCUGGCUCUGCCUGUGUGCGCCCCCCACGAUGGCUCGUGCCCACCCCGGGGUGGAGCCCAGCGCCUGAGGUUCUGACCAUGGUGAUGCUCCUGAGGAAAAGCCUCGACAACCGGGCGGCGGGGACCGCGGCACGCGGGACCCUCACCCCCGAGCUGCACACGCCAAAGAUGAGCCGCGGGCCGACGCUCUUCUCCUGCGGAGUGACGGAGAAUGGCAGGUGGCGCGACCUGGACAGGAAGUGCCCGCUGCAGACGGAGCAGCCGGGCGGCCGGCUCUGGGAGGGCUUCCCCGAGCGCUGCCCGGACCCUGCCCUGUGGCCCCGGGAGGCCGCCGCCGCCGCCUGCGCCGUGACCAGCCUCAUCCAGGACCUCAGCCUCAGCGACCCCAGCGGGAGCCCCGCGGCCCCGCCCAGCAAGCGCCCCUGCCGCUCCCUGUCCUUCUCCGACGAACUGUCCGGCUGCCGGCCGUCCUGGCGGCCCCUGGGCUCCCGCGUGUGGACGCCGGUGGAGAAGCGGCGCUGCUACAGCGGGGGCAGCGUGCAGCGCUUCUCGGGGGGCGGCAGCCCCGUGCAGCGCAGCUCCAGCUUCAGCCUGCCCUCGCGGCCCGCGGCCCCCGCGCCCGCCCCGGCCCGGCCCGGCCCCCCCAGCGCGGCCCCCUGGAGCCCCCCGGCCGGCGGCCGGCUGGACCUGCAGCGCUCCCUGUCCUGCUCUCACGACCGCUUCUCCUUCGCGGGGGACGGCGCCCCCUCGGCCAGCAGCACCCCCGCCUCCACGCCCGAGCUGGCCCGCCGGCCCAGCGGGCUGGCCCGCAGCCGCUCACAGCCCUGCGUCCUCAACGACAGGAAGGCGGGCGUCAAGCGGCGGCGCCCCGACGAGGCCCUGGAGCCGCGGCCGUCGCUGGACCUGGCCAAGAUGGCCCAGAACUGCCAGACGUUCAGCAGCCUCAGCAGCCUGGGAGCGGCGGGUGUGGACGUCGGUGGCCCCCGGGCCUGGACCGCUUUGCUCUCGGCCUCGGGCCCCGGGGGCAGGACCCCAGCCGGGACCCCGGUCCCCGAGCCGCCGCCCCCGUCCUUCGACGACCCCCUGGCCUGCCGGGAGGAGCUGUGCUGGGAGGAGGCGGACGGCGGCCCCCUGGACGAUGGCUGUGGCCAGAGGUGGGAGACGGCCACGGCCUGGCGGGACCGCGCGGCCACAGGGGGCAGCCCCUGUUCCCUGGACGGCGAGCUGGACAUUGAGCAGAUCGAGCAGAACUGAGGGGCCCGGGGCGCCGGCGGGAGGAUGCCGGCCGGCCUGCGCCUCGGGCCACCCCACCCUCACCAGCACUGCAGGGGCCCGGGCGCGGGGACACCGACCCCGGCAGGCACGCAAAGCUGAUCGGCUGAGCCCGGUGGGGCUCCGUCGGGGCGUGCGGCCCCUCAGCCUCCUGCUCAGGUCACUCACUGACCCUGUGCCUUCACCCCCCCCACCCCCCGCUUCUAGUGACCCCAGAACCGCCGGCCUUAACGGCACGGGCAGUGCCCCACACCGGGCCAGAGGCCAUCUCGCCCACGUGGGGUCACCUGCUGGCCCCAGAGCAGCCCCCACUGUCCCCUGGGGCCGCUGUGCCGGGGGUGGGCCUAGGGCGGCCUUUGCAGUGCUCACGGCCCUUGGGGUUGGCCCGGAGGGCUGGCGGGUGGGUCUGGCUCACUGUUGGGCCCUGCUGGCCUGAACCCGGGCACAGCGCCAUCUGCGGGGACCCCACCGGGCACACACUGGCAUAGGUUUGGGCUUCUGCCACCCCGAGAGGCUGCCCCAAAGUGCUGCUCCCAGCCCCAGACCCUGGGCCGGGCCCCUGUCUGGGGCGGGGGCACCUCAGGACUUCCCCCAAAGGCACAGGGCUCCGAGCCGGACGCUGGGGGAGGGGGGACGAGGCGCUCGCCUGCGGCCCCCACGGCCUUGACCUUGCCACGAAGGAGGGCACAUACCACAGGCCGCCCUCUGCUCAGGAAGGCCCAGCACUGGCGAGGGAAGCCCUGGGGCGCCCCCAGAAGCAGAACCUCCCGUACCCCUCCCCCCGCCAGCCCGGAGUGGGGGGCGCACCCACCGGCAGGGCAGACCCCGCCAAAGGAGCCUCACUUUUGUCGGGGCCCCGAGGACAGGCAGAGGUGCUGGGGGCUGCAGAAGCCUC
This is a messenger RNA of Sorex araneus (European shrew), 2464 nucleotides long. RefSeq names its product family with sequence similarity 53 member B (gene FAM53B). Gene Ontology annotation, cellular component: nucleus. The coding region runs from base 217 to 1551 and encodes 444 amino acids. NCBI's taxonomy places the organism in Eukaryota, Metazoa, Chordata, Mammalia, Eulipotyphla, Soricidae. The record is from RefSeq and is a predicted model, not a curated record. The transcript has 5 exons. Gene Ontology annotation, biological process: positive regulation of canonical Wnt signaling pathway; protein import into nucleus.